UUCACAUCUUAUGAUCUCACUGACUUUAUAUUGACAGAUGUUCCCAAACCAACUCUGACUGUACGGCCACAGACUUCAGUGUUCAUUGGAGACUCAGUCACUCUCAGAUGUGACAUAUAUGAUGGAGGAGUCACUAGCUGGAGGUACAACUGGUAUAAAGACGGUUCAAUCAGUGUUUUCAGUGAAGGACAGGAACACACAAUCAGUGUUACUGAGUCUGACACAGGAAAAUACUUCUGUUAUGGGGCAGAUACUGGAGGAUCACACAGUUCACACAGCAGUGAUGAAGUUACACUGACAAUAUCAGAAAGACCAAAACCCAGAGUGACCAUUAAACCUGAUCAUCAUGUUUUCAGAGGAGAGACAGUCACUCUCAGAUGUGACAUAUAUGAUGGAGGAGUCACUAGCUGGAGGUACAACUGGUAUAAAGACGGUUCAACCAGUGCUUUCAGUGAACGACAGGAACACACAUUCAGUGUUAUUGAGUCUGACGCAGGAAAAUACUCCUGUAAUGGGACAGAGACUGGAGGAUCACGCAGUUCACAACAUAGUGAUGAAGUUACACUGACAGUAUCAGAUCCUGAAGCAGUUUUAAGUGUUUCUCCUCAGAAGUGGUUGACUGAAGGAGAUCCAGUGACUCUGAUCUGUGAGGUUAACGGCUCCUCUACAGGCUGGACAUUCAGCUGGUUCACUGUGAUUGUCUCAGGGAGCAGCAUUGAUCAUGAGCUCCUCUCAGACAGCAGCAGAGGAUCUGGAGGAAAAUACACUGUCAGUUCUGCUCAUCUAAAACACACUGGAGUUUAUGUGUGCAAAGCAGAGAGAGAGAAAACAGCCGUUUACACAAAAUACAGCAACACACAACCACUGUGGGUCACUGGUGUUUCUCCUCCAGUGUCUCUGAUCAUCAGUCCCAGCAGAACUCAACACUUCACAUCUGCCUCUCUCUCUCUGAGCUGUGAAAACCAGAGUAACUCUGACAGAUGGACAGUGAGAAGAUACACAGACAGCGGUGGGCUGAAAGAUUGUUCAUCAGUGUGGGGAUCACAAACAGGAUCUACAUGUACAAUCAGACCCACCAUCACAGACACUGGAGUUUACUGGUGUCACUCUGAAUCUGGAGAGAACUAUCAUCCUGUUAAUAUCACUGUACACUCUGGUGUGAUUCUGGAGAGUCCUGUUCAUCCUGUGACUGAAGGAUGUAAUCGGACUCUACGCUGUUUAUAUCAAUAUUCAACCCGAUCAAACAUCAGAGCUGAUUUCUAUAAAGAUGGAUCACUCGUCCAGAGUCAAACUACAGAGAUGAUCAUCCCGACUGUCUCAAAGUCACAUGAGGGUUUCUACUACUGCAAAUACCCAGAGAGAGGAGAGUCUCCCAAGAGCUGGAUCUCAGUCAGAGGGUCUCCUUCAGACUCUCAGAUCUCUGUCCUCCACACACUCAGUUCUGGACUGGCAGCUUGUCCAUAUCUGAUAGUGACAGUCGUGCUGAUUUACAAAUACUGCAGAAUGAGAGGAAAAACACCCGAGUGAUUUAUUACAAGACAUUAUUAUCAUUCAUUUUAACUGAACAACAAAUCAGUCGUGAGGUAGGGUAGAAAUAACCAUUAUGUGAUCACUAAGGGUUUGAUCUUUGUAAAGUUGCUUUAAAAACACUGUUGUGAAAUCUGCUUUACAAAAACGGUCAAAUUUGGUUACAUUUAAUAUACUUAAAAGCAAGAAAAAUGAGUAAAUGCUGAGAUUGUUUAUGAGUGUUUUUACAGUAACAGUUUCAUGAAGAGGAUGAAACUUUAAUACAAUAUUAUGUUGUUAUGGUCAGAAAACUUCAUCAUCUUCAUUAAAGUCUCUUAAUAUCUCAUUCACAAACUCAGACAGAGCAUUAUUACUAUAAAAAACAUGUUUAGGGAGUGACAACUUCAUUUAAAUGCAGGAAUUAAUCCCCUUUAUUAUUGGUGUGUGUGUGUGUGUGUGUGUGUGUGUGUGUGUGUGUGUGUGUGUGUGUGUGUGUUUGUAGGGGUAAAUUGUAGUUUCAUAUUGACUUUCACCAAGGUUGAUAUUAUCCUGUUAACAUUUUUGUUUUUUUGCUGUUUUUGACCAAUAAAAUAUUAUUGUUAAUAUAGACCAGACAUUCAAUAAGCUUUAAGUACAUCCCCGUCCCACUCAAUGUUUACUUCCCACAAUCCCAUUGGGCAACUUAUUUUCCUCUUCUAUUAUAUAUAUUUUACUUAUAAAAAAUAAAAAAUAAAAAAUAAAUAAAGCCCAAAGAGACAGUGACUGUUUGUUUCUAAAGUUUUUAAUACAUUUGCUUACAUUACUGCUAUUUAUCAGCACAUUUCAGUAGCUUUUCAAUAUUUAUGUAUAAGUGAUUUUUUUUUAUUUGUUCUGCUUUAUGUAAUAAAUUGCAAUUCUUUACAUUGUAAGGCUUGUGUGAUAUUUGCAUGUUUCACAUUAUAACCACACAAAAGCUAUUCAGAAAAGCUAUUCCUUAUUUUACUGUAAGUCUCCUGAUUUGUAUCGCUGAUAUAUUUCAUAUUUUAUGUUUGUUUACUUUUUUAAUAAAUAAACA
Pimephales promelas (fathead minnow) is the source of this 2560-nucleotide messenger RNA. The record is from RefSeq and is a predicted model, not a curated record. Lineage: Eukaryota; Metazoa; Chordata; Actinopteri; Cypriniformes; Leuciscidae.